This is a messenger RNA of Mesorhabditis belari, 1299 nucleotides long. NCBI's taxonomy places the organism in Eukaryota, Metazoa, Nematoda, Chromadorea, Rhabditida, Rhabditidae. The record is from the annotation of a GenBank genome assembly.
AUGCGCGCCGAGUACACAAAAUGGUCUUUCAAACUGCUGAGCACUUUCGGGGUUUUUCUGCAAUUGAUCAUUCUCGAUAUACCCAGAGAUCUCUAUCGAUGGUUGACGCUGAGCAAAAAGGAUGUGCAAGGACAAACCAUCGUGAUCACCGGUGGCGGUAGCGGGCUGGGACAAAAAAUGUCGGAGAUCCUAGCAACAGAAUAUGGAGCGAAAAUCGCCGUCUUGGAUAUAAAUGAGAAAGGCGGUUUGGAUACAGUCUCCAAAAUCGAGGCCAAAGGCGGGAAAGCAAAAUUCUGGAGAGUGGACAUCUCGGAUGCUGAACAGAUGAACAUGGUCGGCAAAGGGAUUGAGGCUUUUUGGGUGAGCCGAAUCGACAUCGUCAUCUGCAACGCGGCCGUUCUCUACUUCUCGUUCUUUAUGGAGCUGAAAAAAGAGCAACUUCAGCGAGCAAUUGAUGUGAAUAUUGUCGGAACGGUCAAUACAAUUCGCGCAUUCCUCGGUCGAAUGGAGCGUGAGAAUUACGGGCAAAUCGUUUGCAUCUCGUCGAUUGCUGGAUGGUCCGGUGACACUUACGGAUUGGCAUAUUGUCCGACAAAAUUCGCAGUCCGCGGCGUGAUGGAGUGUCUCCAGAUGGAGUUGCGGGAUCGCGGAUUAGAGGGAAUCAAAUGCACGACGAUUUGUCCCUAUUUUGCUCGAACACCGAUGGUUCUUUCGCAAGGAAUGCGGCCCACUUCGACCUGGAUCCCAUUCAUGUCGGUCGAGUCGUGCUCCCGGCGCAUUAUCGACGCGAUCCUCAAGGAGAAAGUGCUCUCAUUUAUGCCCAACUACAUCCACCUCAUUCCAUUGGUGUUAAGACUCUUCGGCAUUUCGUCGAAUCGAUCCCUCCGCGACUACCUCAAUUGCCGAUACGAGCCGUCGCCUGAUAACGCGCUAAACAAGAGCCACCGUCGAAUCCUGCAACCAAUGCCCGAUCACUUUGAGACGCCGUCGAUCUUUUGGUGGCUGUUGAUCCCGUCAGCGUUGACGAUCAACUUCUUGGCCUUCUUCUCUCCACUCGUCCUCAACCUCCCCUAUCUCUCGUUCGCCUGUCAUCUAGGACAGGUUUAUCCAUCGCUUCUACUAGCGACAAAUGUUUUUGCUUUGAUCGCUCAUGUUGGAGAGGGGAUUUACGCGCUUUUGCUUUGCGAGGGGAUGCAUUUCACUUUCGCUUGCCGCUUCAAAUGGUUUCUUCAAACUUUUAUCCUCGGUUUCCCCUCAUUGCGAUUGUUGCGCAAAUACGUGAAAGAGAAACGACUGGAU